Messenger RNA from Eucalyptus grandis, 2256 nucleotides. RefSeq names its product WRKY transcription factor 44. Gene Ontology annotation, molecular function: DNA-binding transcription factor activity; sequence-specific DNA binding. Lineage: Eukaryota; Viridiplantae; Streptophyta; Magnoliopsida; Myrtales; Myrtaceae. Gene Ontology annotation, biological process: regulation of DNA-templated transcription. The transcript is spliced from 7 exons. The coding region runs from base 454 to 1857 and encodes 467 amino acids. The record is from RefSeq and is a predicted model, not a curated record.
UUUUAUUCUCCUUUUUUCUGCCGAAAACUUUCCUUCCGCCUCAAAGCGUGAACUGUCUCCCAUUCUCUCUCUCUCUCUCUCUCUCUGGUUUCAGCAGAAAGGAUACCGUGACUGUUAAAAAUCUGACGUAAAUUUGAAAGAGAAGCCAGACAAAAACUCUCUCCGUAGUUCUUUGGGUUGUUCAAGAACAUCUUGUUCCUUGUUCAGAAGGACUCACCAAGCUUCUUUUUUUUUUUUAUUUUAUAUAUUUUUACCUCUUUUGCGCGCUAUACAUAAGCUUUCUGCGCGCAUGCUGCACCGUUUUUAGGUUUCUGAACCUCCAAGUGCAGAUGAAAGUGAAGGCGUGAACGACCUUUGAGUUAUUGUAGAGCAUGGUGUCAUUUUCCAGGAAGGAAAUAGUACUUCCCACAUAACUGAAAAAAAAAUGUGAUUUACAUCAUCCAUCAGUUGGAGAUGGAGACGAAAGAGACAGACAGAGUAGUGAUCGCGAAGCCAGUUGCUUCACGACCGACUAGCUCAAAUUUUCAAUCCUUCUCGGAGCUCCUUGCUGGUGCCAUUAAUUCAUCGCCACCUAAUGCAUGCACUGAAUCUGCAGUUGCCACCAUUAGACCCAAAACGGUGAGGUUUAAGCCAGUGCCAAAUCGAGCUCCAACUGCAGUGAAUUCAUCCCAGGCAGAAGUCUCUGGAACAGCAACCGGCAAUUCCAAUGAUAAGGCUUUAAAGUCAGAUGAAAAGCCUACCGUAAUAUACAAACCGUUGGCAAAGCUUGUCUCAAGGUCAACCGUCUCGCUCUUGGCUAAUAUGGGAAGCUUCAAUAUGGCUCACCAUCAAACAUUGUCAGUUGCCGAAGCACGUGUUAAAUCUCAACUGCAGGACAAAAACAAUUCGAGAUCCCAGCCUAUUGGAAAUCUCCAUCGGAGUGUCUCUUCACAAGCAGAUAUGGAUGGGACAAGUGAACCCUUGAGAUUGGCCUCCCAGAACAUGGAAGAAGACACGAGAACUUCACCGGCCUUGAACAUGGAUCGCCCUUCUUACGAUGGAUAUAAUUGGAGAAAAUAUGGGCAAAAGCAAGUCAAGGGAAGCGAAUAUCCUAGAAGUUACUAUAAAUGCACACACCCAAACUGCCCGGUGAAGAAAAAGGUCGAGAGGUCUUUCGAUGGCCGGAUAGCAGAAAUAGUCUAUAAAGGCGAGCACAGCCAUCCAAAGCCUCAGCCUCCAAAACGCAGUUUGUCAGGAACACAAGGGUUAGGCAACGUACUGGAAGGGUCUGGCUUAGACAGCACAAACAAUCGCCUGAAUGAAAGGGAUGAAUGCUCUGAAGAUAGAGUAGAGAACAAGAAUCUUGCACUCACGACUUACCAUGGGAAAGGUCCCCUGGCUUAUGAUCCUAUUGCAAAUGUGGCUUCUAAUGCUGGUGGUGCGACACCUGACAAUUCUUGCGGUAUUAGCUGCGAAUAUGACGAUGGAAGCAAGGAGUUGGAAGUGGAGGAUGAUGAGCCCAAGAACAAGAGAAGGAAAAGUGACAAUCAAUUGAAUGAACCGGGCAUUUCGGGUGAAGGAAUACAAGAAGCCCGCGCCGUGCAAAAUUCAACAGAUUCGGAGAUUGUAGGUGAUGGAUUUCGGUGGAGGAAGUAUGGGCAAAAGGUUGUGAAAGGAAACCCGUAUCCCAGAAGCUACUAUAGAUGCACCAGUGUCAAGUGCAAUGUGCGGAAGCACGUCGAAAGAGCUUCAGAAGAUCCGAGAGCCUUUAUAACAACAUAUGAGGGAAAACAUAACCAUGAGAUGCCACUAAGAAGUACCAACACAGCAGGCUCAGAGUCCGAUCUGCAAGCAGCCUCCAGUAAAGAUAAGCCUUAACUGUUACCUUAAGUAACAUCUGAUAGCGUUAUGAAGGGCAGAGGACAGGAAGAACAAGUCAAACAAGAGCAAGAAAAGAAGGGUUGACUCAGACAUCGGAAGCUGAGUCACUCCAGUAACCUGCUGGAAGUAUUCUUUUACUGAUGAUAGCUUUGACUUGAUAAGAUUUCUUCCCUUUGAGUUUUUCACUUUCACAUAUUCAGCUCACUUGUCCUGUCAUCAUUUCAGUAUAUAGCUCUUCCCAACUUACUAAAAGUUUUGUCAAAAGAUGUUGUCUGCCAUGAAUUGUUCUGUUAGUUUCUUGGAUCAGACGUAGGUUCUCUUUAUAUGCAGCUUGAGAAGCAAAGUAACUGUAGAAAUUUUCUAUUUAUUCAUCUUGUCUUUUAUGCUCCUGAUCAA